AUGCCAAUACGUCAGAGCCUCAGAGCGCCGGCCAGCGUGUCAACCCAAUUUCCUAAAUCCCAAGCGCCCAGCUGAUUCAGUGCUGUGACGGAGACACUAUUCACCGCGACUUAAUCCCGCAGCGACGUUAUCUAGUACAUCGACUGGACUCAUAUCCUGCAAGCGCAAUGGAAGAAGACUACAAGACAGACAGAGGUCCACCACCGCCGUAUCCGACUCCAAUGACCCCGACCCCCCGUCCGCCUCCCUCAGGCAUCCGAAUCCCGCUGCAGCUCAACUCUCGCAUCCCUGAUCUCAGAUCCACCAGAGCACCCCCAUGCUACGAUGGAGACGGCGUUUCUCCAGUCUUCAUCGGAUCUGCAAUCUUCCAAAGCUCUGUCCAUCCCUGCAAGAUCGCGCCUCAUCUUCCGUUUCCCUGCCGCGUGCCAUACGCUGGCACUGAGGUAGAGCAUCAGGGGCGGUAUGAUCUUCUGCCAUUUGACCCUGAUGCUAUGGAAUGGGUCUGUACGAGUCUAGGUCGUAUCCCUCAAGGGCGGUAUCCUGUUGCUGGGGGUUAUGAAGAGGAUGGGACGAAUUUGUAUCAUGCACGGGCUCGCGUGGGGCAGACCUGGGUUCCUGGUAAGACAGGAGAACAUCUUGGGGGAUGCAAUGUCGCAUAUGGUGGUCAAGAGCACGUCGUCUCAACAAGCUAUGAGAUCUUGUGCUGGAGGAGUGCCACACAUCUCGGGAAAGACAAAUAGAUUGGUUAUAUCGAUACGGAGUAUGCAGUCGUUCCAAGUUUACCUUGAUAGAUAGAUUGAUCGGAACAUGUCUACCAAAACCAAGUGGACAACAGGGCAAGUAUGAAGACAGGAUACAUCUACAACCGUAAGAUGUCGCCAAAGAAUACGACAGUGGUGAUUUUUGAGUAGCGAGAAGCUACCCAUGAAGCACGUACAAGUACAGAUAAGCUCUGAUCACCGAGCUCCCUCAACAACAGCAGGUUGUGGCUGGGUCUGUUGUGGCUGCUGCGGGCUGUGGAGCAUACCAGUACCCAAAGCCUGCGUCCGGAACGCCAAACCACGUGUCUUCUCGAUAACAGAUUGAUAUACUGGCAAUGGGGAGCGGUGGAUCUCGAUGACAUUCUAUAAAGAAGAUGACGAUCAGUGAAUGAACUCUCCAGUACGACGUUAUUAAGUGACACCGAAAUGGGAUCCGCACCUUUUCGAGGUCGAUCUUCGCUU
This is a messenger RNA of Suillus paluster, 1223 nucleotides long. RefSeq lists its product as uncharacterized. Lineage: Eukaryota; Fungi; Basidiomycota; Agaricomycetes; Boletales; Suillaceae. The record is from RefSeq and is a predicted model, not a curated record. Bases 168 to 740 code for a protein of 190 amino acids. The transcript is spliced from 3 exons.